UCUCAAAAUCCUGUCAAAUUUUUGAAGAAAUAUUUUAUUUCUUAUUCUCGAAACGAUUUAUUUAAAUAUUUUUCCUCUCCUUCUUUUGAUCAAAAUGAACCACUUGGCUGAUGAAGUGCCCAAAGAAGAUGCAACUGUCAAAAAGCAGAAGAAGAAGCUCAGCAAGAAAGAACGAAAAGGGGUUAAGCGCGGAGAGGAUACGGAGUUUCAUAAGCUAAAACUUUAUGAUGAAUUACGGCGGGAAUCGGCAUUGGCCAAAAAGACAUCCAUACGCAAUGAAGAAAAAUGGUUGGAGAUGUGUCCAGAAAUCAAAUUGGCUGAAAUGAGAGAAGAAUUGACAUCCUGGCAGGACAAAACCAAUCGUAUUUUAGUUCAAAAAGAUGAAAAGAUUCAAUUGAUUUUGGAAGAAAUCAAGGAGACCGAAGAAAUGCAAAAACGUAACUUUGGCAUGCAGUUACAGAUUAUGGACUAUUUAAGUGACACCUUCAAACUAUUUCAAGAAGUUGCCCGUCAACGCUACGAAGAGCAGGCUCAAGAAAUGAUUCAUGACUUUUUUCACCAAUUUUUCGAAAGAAAGGCCAUUGACGCUGGUUGUCAAAGGAAAUGCGAAAAUGUUAUGCAUGCCACAAAUUUAAUAGUGGCCCAUACUCUUAGAGAAGAUUAUGACAUAUAUCUGGAUAAACGUGAAGAUCGUGUUAGUACAGAAAUUGUUAAACGUUACGAGUUGCGUGAUGCAGUUGCUAAAAAAAUGCAAAAGCUUCAAAGCCAAUUGGUGGAGUUUGUAGAACGUUUGCGAAAUACCUCCUUGGAUGAUCAUAAAUAUAAACGCUUCAAAGGUUUAAUGCAACGCCAGCGUACUUUCGUAAUAAAAUCACGGAGACUAAGCAACACUGAAGCGCAUCACACACGCCUCUAUAAGGAAUUGCAGAAAGAGUUGAAUCGUGUGGAAAUUGAAGAUGGACGCAAAAUUCAAUAUUUAAAAUUGCAGCAGACAUACUUUGUGAAUCUGCGCCGGAACAUUGAGGAGCAAAUGAGUAUGCAUGGAGAGUUGACGCAUGAGAAGUUGAAAAUCUUGACCUUAGAGUGUUAUCGUCUGAGCAAGCAUUUUAAUAAACUGGAAAAAUAUGGUGAGCUUUUGCUCUCUCUUGUGGCAAAUUGUCGAAAACUGCAGACGGAAUCUGAGAAAGUUGUGCCAUGGGGUGAUUUUAGUGAACCCAUUAACUAUGAGAAUUCAGAUGAAAAAGACGAUUUCACCCUAAAAGUUUUAGAUCUAGAAUCCCAUGUCGAUCAAAGUGAAAAACAGCUUAAAUCACAAAUGGAGCUAAUGAAAAACUUUUGGCGUCGCCAAGCCUUGGCAGAAGCCCAAAUUGUGUUGUUAGAAGAGAGGAAAAGAAAAUUAUUGGAAGAAAAAGAGAGUUACAUUAACAAAAUUAAAUCACUAAGUAAAGCUGAUGAUGUCAAUGAAGUUCGAGAGACCUUACAAGUUAAAGGCGUUUUGGAUGAAAAGCCCUUCAACGGUUAUUUGAAACCUAAAUGUCAUUUGUAAGAAAUGUUUUUUAUUUGAUUGCCAUUUUUAAUUUUUUUGAGAAUAUACAUCAAAUUUCCUA
Molecule: messenger RNA, 1607 nt
Organism: Stomoxys calcitrans (stable fly)
Lineage: Eukaryota; Metazoa; Arthropoda; Insecta; Diptera; Muscidae
Product: dynein regulatory complex subunit 2
Exons: 5
Coding region: 95-1546 (483 amino acids)
Source: RefSeq, a predicted model, not a curated record